Molecule: messenger RNA, 2191 nt
Organism: Eubalaena glacialis (North Atlantic right whale)
Lineage: Eukaryota; Metazoa; Chordata; Mammalia; Artiodactyla; Balaenidae
Gene: C19H17orf113
Product: chromosome 19 C17orf113 homolog
Exons: 2
Coding region: 1-2028 (675 amino acids)
Source: RefSeq, a predicted model, not a curated record
AUGGUGCCCCCGGGGAAGAAACCAGCCGGAGAGGCUUCCAAUUCCAAUAAGAAGUGCAAGCGUUACUUCAACGAGCACUGGAAAGAGGAGUUCACCUGGCUGGACUUUGACUACGAGCGGAAGCUGAUGUUUUGCCUCGAGUGCCGCCAGGCCCUGGUGCGGAACAAGCACGGCAAAGCGGAGAACGCCUUCACUGUGGGCACCGACAACUUCCAGCGCCACGCCCUGCUGCGCCACGUGACCUCGGGGGCCCACCGCCAGGCUCUGGCCGUCAACCGGGGCCGGCCCACUUUUGAGGGCCAGGCUGAGGGUGGAGGGACCUGUCCGGGCCUGGUGACCACCCCCAGCUUCAGGGGUGUCAAGGUGGAAGCAAACCCGGCCAAGGUGGCCGUGCUGACCACGGUGUACUGCAUGGCCAAGGAGGACGUGCCUGACGACCGCUGCUCUGCCCUGCUCGAGCUGCAGAGGUUCAACCUGUGCCAGGCGCUGCUGGGCAUGGAGCACGGCGAUUACUACAGUCCCAGGAGGGUGAGGGACAUGCAGGUGGCCAUUGCCAGUGUCUUGCACACAGAGGCCUGCCAACGCCUGAAGGCAUCCCCGUAUGUGGGCCUGGUGUUGGACGAGACCAGGGACUGGCCUGAGUCCCACAAUCUGGCCUUGUUUGCCACUUCGGUGUCCCCCUGCGAUGGACAGCCUGCCACCACCUUCCUGGGCAGUGUGGAGCUACAGGAAGGCGAGGCCACCGCUGGCCAACUCCUGGACAUUCUGCAGGCUUUCGGCGUGUCUGCAUCCAAGCUGGCCUGGCUCAGCUCAAGCCUCCCCAGUGACCGCCUGGGGAGCGUGGGCCCGCAGCUCCAGGCCGCCUGCCCACUGCUCAUGGAGCUACACUGCCUCCCCGGCCGGACAGAUCCCAAGCCCCCUGCCUACCUAGGUGAAUAUGAAAGUGUGCUGGAUGCCCUAUUCCGCCUCCACGGUGGCCCCAGUUCCCACGUGGUCCCUGAGCUCCGGGCGGCACUGGACCUUGCAGCUAUUGACUUGGCAGGACCACGGCCAGUGCCCUGGGCCUCCCUGCUGCCUGUGGUGGAAGCAGUGGCUGAGGCUUGGCCUUGCCUGGUACCCACACUGGAGGCCUCUGCCCCAGCCUCACCUACAACCAGGGCACUGGCCCUUGCCCUGCGCCAGUUCACCUUUGUGGCCUUCACCCACCUCCUGCUGGAUGCUCUGCCGUCCGUGCAGAAGCUCGCCCUUGUCCUGCAGCCAGAAGAGCCGGACUUGGCCUUGCUGCAGCCGCUGGUGACGGCAGCUGCAGCCUCCCUCCAAGCGCAGCGCAGCUCAGGUGGGGCGCGUCUCCAGGGCUUCCUGCAGGAACUGGCAACCUCCAGCCCUGACUUGGGCCGUGGCCGCUGCACCUACCGCGGUGUGGAGCUGGUGGGCUACUCCGAGGCUGCGGUCCAGGGCUUGGAGCGGCUGCGGGGGGCCUUCCUGGACUCCAUGCGGAGGGGGCUGCGGGACUCCUACCCCGGGCCCUCGCUGGACGCCGUGGCCGCCUUGGCGGCGAUUUUCGAUCCCCGCCUCUACCCGCAGGCACCCGAGGAGCUGGGCGCGCACGGCGAGGGGGCGCUGCGCGUCCUGUUGCGCGCCUUCGCCCCCGCCGUGGUGCGCCAGCGGGCACUGGGCGACUUCGCGCUCUUCAAGCGCGUGGUGUGCAGCCUGGGGCGGCUGGGCCCGCGGGCCCUGUGCGCCAAGCUGGCGUGCGCGCGCUCUGAACUGCACGAGCUCUUCCCCGACUUCGCCGCCCUCGCCUCCCUGGCCUUGGCGCUGCCCGCGGGCGCCGGCCUCCUGGACAAGGUCGGCCGCAGCCGGGAGCUGCGGUGGUGGGGGCCGGGCGGGGCGGGGGAAGGCCGGGGCGGCCCCGCGGUGAAGAUCGCGGUGGAUGGGCCGCCGCUGCGCGAGUUUGACUUUGCGCUGGCGGUGGAGUUCCUAGAGAGUGGGUGGGGCGAGGGGCUCCUGGGCUCGCAGCUCACGUGAGGGCGGCCUCCUCUCCUCUGUCCAGCCAGCGCGGGGCCCUAGGCUCUCUAAGGGCCAAGCCGGACUUGACUGUGCUGCACCCAAGCUGACCUACUAGCUGUGGCCUCCCACCCACCUUCCCCGUGCUUCCUGUGCUCCACGCUGAGUAGUAACCCGACCCCGU